Messenger RNA from Aureobasidium melanogenum CBS 110374, 381 nucleotides. RefSeq lists its product as uncharacterized. The annotation marks the transcript as partial. The record is from RefSeq and is a predicted model, not a curated record. The transcript has 2 exons. Lineage: Eukaryota; Fungi; Ascomycota; Dothideomycetes; Dothideales; Saccotheciaceae.
GGAGUCGGCUCAGCAUACGCUAUCAUGGCCAACCGAAUCGCAAACCGUGUUGCUGAGAUGGCCGAGAGCAUCACAUUCGUCGAGAGGUAUCCGCAACAAAAUGGACAAAUCUUGAACGAAGAGCCAACCGAGAAGAAGCGCCCUCGCAAGCUCGAGAUGCGCCUCGAUACCGGAAACGAUGUCAGCUUCAGCGCCCCUUUCCUCGACAACACACUUCAGAAGAUGCUCGCACUCCAAAACCGCAUGCUCAAGAGCACAGCAGACCUGUCGAAACAAGAAGGUGUGGAUGAAAAGAUCAUCCGAGAAUCGGCUGCUCAGAGCGCAGAACUGAGUCGUAUCAUUGCUCUUAUCUGUGCGGAGAAGGCUCGUCAAGGAGCUUAG